Mobula hypostoma (lesser devil ray) is the source of this 13648-nucleotide messenger RNA. RefSeq names its product guanine nucleotide binding protein-like 1 (gene gnl1). The record is from RefSeq and is a predicted model, not a curated record. The transcript has 12 exons. Gene Ontology annotation, molecular function: GTP binding; GTPase activity. The coding region runs from base 136 to 2010 and encodes 624 amino acids. Lineage: Eukaryota; Metazoa; Chordata; Chondrichthyes; Myliobatiformes; Myliobatidae.
CGAGGCUACAGAGCUGACGGGGUGGAUCAUAGUGAGGAGCGAGCGGCGACCCAGGCCAGGCAGGCAGGCCUGAAGUUCGCAGUGCGACACUGGGGAGUUGAGCAGUUUCGAGGCUGAGGCCCCGAGUGGAGCGCCAUGCCGCGAAAGAAGCCAUUCAGCGUGAAACAGAAGAAGAAGCAGUUGCAGGAGAGGCGGGAGCGGAAAAGGCAGGGCUUCCCUGAUGGCGUGCGGUCCAGCUCCCACAGCCGGAGCGGGAGUCACGACCGGCACGAGGAGCAGACGGACACGUCGGACAGCGAGUCCUUCUCCCUGCAGGUCCGGAAGAUCAACCAGCAGCCGGCGCUGCGGAAGCCGGGAGAGCAGGGAUACGACCCCAACAGGUUCCGGCUGCACUUCGAGAAGGAGAGCCGGGAGGAGAUCGAGCGCAGGAAGAAGUUAAUGCAGGAGAAGAUCGUGGAGCUCAUUCCGGAGACCGAACUGGAGGUGGACAUUGACGACAUCUACAAGCCUGGCUCCGUGUUGGAUUUCCCAAAGCGCUCCCCCUGGAACUACUCGAUGACGAAGGAACAGCUCCUGGUGCAGGAGGAGAAGGCUUUCCGCGAGUACCUGGAGAAGAUCUACAGCACAUUCGAUCCCGCCAAGCUCAGUUACUUUGAGCACAACUUGGAGACCUGGCGGCAAUUGUGGAGAGUUUUGGAAAUGUCCGACGUCGUUCUACUGAUCACAGACAUCAGGCACCCGGUGAUUCACUUUUCCCCAGUGCUCUAUGACUACGUGACCCAGGAGAUGAAGAGGAGCCUUAUCCUGGUUCUGAACAAGAUCGACCUUGCUCCGCCCUCUCUGGUGGCAGCCUGGAAGCAUUAUUUCCAGCAGAAAUUCCCUCAGCUCCACGUCCUCUGCUUCACAUCGUACCCACGGGAGAAACAGGGCGAGACAGAUCCCAGCACAGUGUUUCAGAAGCGGAGGAGACGGAGGAGAAUCCGGACGAUGGCAGUGGGCCCCCGGCAGCUCCUUAAAGCCUGCGAGACCAUCACACAGGGCAAAGUGGACCUGACCAGCUGGAGGGAGAAGAUGGAGAGGGACGCCGCGAGCACUCACCGUGAGGAGCUGACGGACGAGGAGGAAGAGGAGGAGGAGGCCGUGCUGGUGGAGCACCAGACUGACGCAGCCAUGGAGCUGUGCACGGCCACGGACGAGCUCUACAAGGAUGGUAUCCUCACCGUGGGCUGUGUGGGAUUCCCAAACGUGGGCAAGUCGUCCCUCAUCAACGGGCUGGUGGGGAAGAAGGUGGUGAGUGUGUCAAGGACCCCGGGGCACACCAAAUACUUCCAGACCUACUUUCUGACGCCCACAGUCAAACUGUGCGAUUGCCCCGGUCUGGUCUUCCCCUCGCUCGUGGACCGUCAACAACAGAUCCUGGCUGGGAUUUACCCAAUCGCUCAGAUCCAGGAGCCCUACACCUCAGUCGGCUACCUGGCCGCCCGGAUCCCCGUACAGAAGUUGCUGAAGCUCCAGCACCCGAGGGCGACAGGGGAGGGUUCCGAGGAGCAGGCACAGGCCGAGUACACCGCCUGGGACCUCUGUGAAGCCUGGGCGGAGAAGAGAGCCUACAAGACGGCCAAAGCGGCUCGGAACGACGUGUACCGUGCUGCCAACAGCAUCCUGCGUCUGACGGUGGACGGGCGCCUGUGUCUCUGCAUGCGGCCUCCAGGAUACACGGCGCAGAAAGCGCACUGGCUGCAGCACAGCGAGACGCAGGAGAUCGCUGCCCUCCAGGAGGCCCACCGGCAGCUGCAAGGCAAGCAGAGCUCGGAGGAGGAGGACGAGAUCUCCAGCUCCGACCAGGAGGACGACGAGAGGGACCGCGACGCCGAUGAGGAGGAGGAGGAGGACGAGGAGGGUGAGGAGAAGGGAGAAGCGUGGCGCAGGGGAGAGCAAUGCCCAGCACUGGCCAGGGGAGCACUGCUCAGCACCAAUAAGUUUUCCCUCCUGGGAGAGGACGAGUGUUGACAUCCUGGUGUUCUCAGUGUGUCCGGCUGGGAUGGUGGGACCAGGGACUCUUUGGAGGAGAGAAAUCGGAUGCAUGAGCAUCUUCUGGCAGGUGCGUUGCCCCUGCUGUGUAUUAAUUACUUCAUUCCGGAGUGCAUAGAGGAGCCCCAUUCCUGACCUUGCUGUGAAUGUACUGCUCUGUUCCAAUAAAGCUUUAUUUACCUUAAACAUGGCUGCUUAACAUCGUGGGCGCAUAAUGUUGUCAAAGGCACCGAGCACCAUGGAGAGCGAUGAGAGGGAGCUGGAUGACAUCAGUACAGGCGGGGAUGGAGUGAUAGUUACAUUGUGAGGGAGCUGGAUUAAUGUCGGUACAGGUGGGGAUGGAGUGAUAGUUACAUUGUGAGGGAGGUGGAUUAAUGUCAGUACAGGUGGGGAUGAAGUGAUGGUUACACUGAGGGAGCUGGAUUAAUGUCGGGACAGGCGGGGAUGGGGUGAUAGUUACAUUGUGAGGGAGCUGGAUUGAUGUCAGUACAGGCAGGGAUGGAGUGAAGGUUAUGUUGUGAGGCAGCUGGAUUAAUGUCAGUACAGGCAGGGAUGGGUUGAAGGUUAUGUUGUGAGGGAGCUGGAUUAAUGUCGGUACAGGCGGGGAUGGGAUGAUAGUCACAUUGUGAAGGAGCUGGAUUAACAACACGUACAAAAUAUGAAACAAAGAUCGGUGUCCAUAACAGAUCACGAAUGAUGCAGAAAUAAAUGUUUAAUUUGGAACUGUUUCUAUCCUCAGAUAUUUUGUUUAUUACUAAGUGUGAAAUUAACUCUUUAUGGACAGUUUAGUGCCAAGGCUGGGGACGGAUGCCUUGAGGCACCUCUUGAUGGUAGGGUGGGUCGUACCCGGGGUGGAACUGGCCGAAUCUACAACACUGCGGCCUCUUACGACCCUGCGCAUCGCAAGUUCCAUACCAGAUGGUGAUGCAGCCAGUCAGAAUGCUCUCCACCGUAAACCGGUAGAAAUUUGCUGUGCAGUUUUUGUAACAUGGCAGAUCUAGAGAGAGACACAGAGGAACCUCUGGCUCUGUGAGGCAGCAGUUUUACCCACUGACACAGGUGACUCCCUGCAGCAUCCGUAGGCUGGCAGAUGACAAAUUGUGCAUGUAAACACUGUCCAAGAAGGAGCCACCUUUGCGGAGGGGCUUGAGGGCAUCUUUGACGAUCUUCUGUCCUUGGGACGAGGCUGAUAGGGGUACAGAGUGGGUUGGGCUGUGGUGUUUAUGGUGGAGUGACGUGAGGGGAGGGGGUCUCAGUUGGUCUGUGUGUGAGCGAUUACAACGGCCUGUGGUGGAGGUAGUGAUGUGAGGUCCUGAACUUGCCCCUUGGAGCUGUGACACAUUAUUCUGCGUUCUGUUACUGUUUUACAAUGCACUGUUUUACAAUACAGAUUUGAUCUGUAUGAACAGUAUGCAAGACACGUUGUUCACUGUUCGUCAGUCCACGUGACAAUAAUGAACAAAUUCCAAUUCCAGUUCUGGCAGAAGAGAGUGCCGUUGACCUUUCUAUCCAGAGUUAACGCUUUUAGAGUUGGUGAACUCUCUGCCACCUCAUCUAGUCAGGAGGCUGUGUUCCCUCCUGCUUGGUAUUGAAGUCUCCUAGGUGGAUCGAUACACAAUCUGUUGAGCAGAUGUGCAGUUGAGGGGGUGGUUUGAGAACUUGCAUCUGGACUGGGUUUCCUCUCCCCUCCCCUCAGAUGCUGCUCGACCCACUGAGUUUCUCCAGCAGAUUGUUGCUGCAGACUCCAGCAUCUGCUGUCUCUUGUGUCUCCCUGGUUAAGAAAUGGGAAGGGGUUUGGAGGGCUCUGGUCUGGGUGCAGGUCAACAAAACUAGGCAGAAAACCAGGCCAGCGCGGACUAGAUGGGCCAGAGUUUCUCAGCUGUUGUGCUCCAUGAAUCUAAGACUGAACUUCGGUUGUUUUUUUUUUCUGAAGCUUAAGAAACUGAGAAGGAUUGAAGAUAAUGAGAGGCGUAGAUGGGUGUAAAGUCGGUCCUUUUCGUGUGGGGAAUGUCACUUCUACAGCCUCUGGCUGUGGGGCUAAUGCACGAUGGGUCUGUGUUAGAGUGAGCAGGAGGGUCCUGGGGCACUUGCUUACCUGAGGGAGAGCACCAAGGCUGGAUCCCUUGGAGUUUAGAAGAAUGAGGGGUGACCUUACUCGGACCCUGGUAAGGGGCCAGUCGUUUAAGACUAAGGCGGGCGGGGGGGGGAGGUUGCUGCGGGAGCGUAGUGGUUAGCACGAUGCUAUAACUCCUCAGGGUGUCAGAGUUCAGAGUUCAAUUCCGGCAUCCUCUGUAAGCAAGUUUAUACGUUCCCUCUGAUGGUGUGGGUUUCCUCCAGGUGCUCCGGUUUCCUCCCACAGACCGGUUAGGAGGGUAAUUGGUCAUUGUAACUUGCCCCAUGGUUAGGCUCGGGUUAAAUCGGUGGGUUGCUGGGCAGCGCUGCUCAAAGUGCCGUGUUUUCUCUUGAAACGAUCUUGACAGAAGUGAAUCUCGGGAAUUCUCUGCUCCCAAGUGUAGUGGAGGCUGGAUUGCAAAGUGGAGAUUGAUGAGUCUUUCACAGAUAGAGGAAUUAAGAGCCAUGGGGAAACGGCACAGGAAGAGGUCGGCCGUAGGACAGUACAGGCCCUUCAUCCCACAGUGUUUGUGCUGAUGAUCGGAAUCUAACUGAUCCCACUCUCUGCACAGGGUCUGUAUCCGUCUGUUCACUGCCUGUCUGAAGGCCUCUGUUGCUACUGUAUCUGCCUCCACCAUGGUCCCUGGCAGUGUGUUCCAUGCACCCACCACUGCUCUUAAACUUCCCUACUCUCACCAUAACCUGUGCCCUCUGUUAUUGAUAUCUCUCCCCAGGACUUUACACCCAUCUACGCCUCUCAUUAUUUUUAUCACCCCUCAGUUUCUUAAGCACCUGGUUAAGCUCAUCCCACCUCUCCGUAUAGCUAAUGCACAAAAAUCCAGGCAGCCUCAACUUCCCGGUGAACCACUUCUGCACCCUCGCCAAAGCCCACCCACGCUCACUGUAAUGGGGUGCUCUGGUCUCUGCAGUCCAAAGGCGUACAGCUGGGGUUUAGGUUCGUAAGUUGUGGACAUGUUAUAUUGGCGCCGGAAACGUGGUGACUCCCAGCACAAUCCUCAGGCUGUGUAGAUCAAUGACACAUUUCACUGUACGUUUUAAUCUAUGUGUGACAAAUAAACCUGAUCUUUAAAUAUUUUAAAUCUUUAAUCUUUGCUCCAAACGUGGGCUAAUCAAAGAUUUGUGCAGCUGCAACAUGGCUCCCUGAUUCUUAUACUCGGUGCCUGACUGACACCAUUUGUGUUCUUUAUCAUUCUAUCUACUUGCAGUGAGCUACAGACCUGUUCACCAAUUUCAGUGUUAAGGGUCCUGCCGUGAACUGUUUACGUACCUUCCCCUUGUAUUUGACCUCCCAAGCGGCAUCACCUGACCUUUGUCCAGAUUAAACACCAUCUGCCAUUUCUCUGCCCAUCUCCCCAACUGAUGCAUAGUCUGUUGUAUCCUUUGACAACCUUCCUCACUAUCCACAAUUACACUGAUUUUUGUGUUGUCUGCAAAUCUACUAAUUGGACCACCUAUAUAUUCAUCCAAAUCAUUUAUACGUGUUACAAACGACAGAGGUCCCAGCACUGAUCCUUGUGGAUGGAGGAGAACCACGGGUUACGGACGUCAGAUCAGAAAAAACCUCUUUGCUGUGAUCACGUUGAAUGGUGGGGCAGGUUUGAGGGGCAUGGUGGUUAAAAAUUUAUAAUGUUUGUCCUUAGUCCUGAUGAAGGAUCCUGGCCUGAGACGGCGACUGUUUUCGAUUCCAUAGAUGCUGCCUCACCUGCUGAGUUCCUGCAGCAUUUUGUGUGCGUCGCUGUGGAUUUCCGGCAUCUGCAGAACCUCUUGUGCUCUAGUGUUUGCGAUGUUCUGUGGGAAAGGCCACAGCGUAAGGUCCUGCUGUCACCAGACACCAGCGGGAAGACUAGCCUCUCCAAAUCAGAAUCAGGUUUACUGUCACUGACGCAUGGCAGGAAAUUGGUUGUUUUGUGGUGGAACAAAUUACUGUGAGAUAAAAUUUUAAAAUAAGUUGUUCAAAAGAUGAAUAGUGAGGUAGUGUUCAUGGGUCCAAAAGUCUGAUAGCAGUGAGGAAGAAGCUGUUCUUGAAGUGUUGAAUGUGGGUCUUCAACUUCAUGAACCUUUCCCCGAUUGUAGUACUGAGAAGGGGAUGUGUGCCAGACAGUGAGGUCCUUAGUCACAGACACUGCCUUAGUGAGGCACUGCCUUUUGUCAAUGUCCUUGGUGUGGGGAGGCUUGUUGACUGAUGAAACAUUGGUGCUUUGUACAGAGUAUAUACAAAGCCAGAAUGUGCAUAUUUGAUGUGACUCUGACUAUAAAGAAGGACUGGAACUGAGGGGAUUGUAAUUUCUGUAGAUACGUUUAUGAAUGAAGUUUAUUUUGGAAAUGUUUAAGAUCAGCUCAUUUCUGAGAACACAGUCUGAAGGCACGCUGGGGACAUCCGGAAGUGUUGCCACACAUUCUGGCACUCCAGUGUAGCAUAUCCAUGAUGUUCAGAGCAACACACAAACAAAACACAGUAAACAACAAAACAAACCCAUUUCCUGCAUCUCUACACACCCACACACAAAGAAAGGUCUCCAACCCUGGGACAGGCCUUGGCGGGCCCUCUGACCUGCAGACUGUGGCCCCAGACUCAAUGGAAUGAUGCACCACCUCUGUAAGGAAACGUGGAAUGCUACACCAGUCCAUUGUGGCUGGGGAGUGGGUACUUCUCCCCAUCUCGAAUCUCAGUGUUGGGGUCAUAAGACCAUAGGAUGUGGGACCAGAAUUAGGCCAUGGAGCUCAUCAAGCCUGCUUUGCCAUGACUGAUUUAUUAUGCCUCUCAAACCCAUGCUCCUGCUUUCUCCCCGUAACCUUUGACACCCUGACUGAUAAAGAACAUAACAAGCUCCACUUUAAAUAUGCCCAAUGACUUGGCCUCCACAGCCACCUGUGGCAAUGGAUUCCCCAGAUUCACCACCCUCUGGCUACAGAAAUUCCUCCUCAUCUCUGUUCUAAAUGGAUGUCUCAACUCUGAGACUGUGCCUUUGGUCUGAGACUCCCCCACUAUUGGAAACAUCCUCUCCACAUCCACUCUAUCGUGUCCUUUCAAUGGUAUCACCUCUCAUUCUUCUAAACUCCAGUCUAGAAGACAGGCUCAGAGACCUCAACUGCACCCCAUAUGUUAACCUUUUGAUUCCUGGGGUCAUUUUCGUGAACUACCUCUGGACCCUGUCCAAUGCCAGCACAUCUUUUCUUAGAAAAGGGGCCAAAAACUGCUCACAAUGCUCAAAGUGUCUUCUGCCCAAUGCCUUAUAAAACCUCAACAUUACGUCCUUGUUUUUUUAUAUUCUAGUCCUCUUGAAAAGAAUGCUAACAUUGCAAUUGCCUUCCUCACCACCGACUUCACCUUAGAGCAGGGGUUCCAAACCUGGGGUCCAUGAUCCCUUCUGUUCAUGGUAGGGAUCCGUAGCAUAAAAAGGGUUGGGAACCCCUGCUUUAGGGAAUCAGCACGAGGACUCCUUUGUACUUCUGAUUUUUGAAUAUUAGAAAGUAGUUCAAACCUUUAUCCCUUCUACCAAAGUGCAUGAACAUACACUUCCCAACGCUAUAUUCCAUCUGCUAAUUCUUUACCCAUUCUCUAAAUCUGUCUAAAUCCUCCUGCAGACUCCCUGCUUCCAAAGAACUACCUGCCUCUCCACCUAUCUUCAUAUCAUCUGCAAAUUUGGUCAUAAACCCAUCAAUUCCGUCAUCCAAAUCGUUGACAUGUAACACGAAAAGAAGUGGUCCUAAUAACGACCCCUGUGGAACACCACAAGUCACCGACAGCCAGACAGAAUAGGCCACCUUCAUUCCAACUCUUAGCCUCCUACCAAUCAGCUAAUCUUCUAAAAAUCCAAUUUUUUUUUUAGUUGCUUUGUGUUGGUUUUUAAAAGCUUCCCAAUGAGAUCCUACCACCAAACACAUCUUUAGCUCCCCCCACCUCUCCACUUUCUGCAAGGAUUGCUCCUUCUGUGAAUCCCUUGUCCACUUGUUCCUCUCCACUAAUCUCCCUCCUGGCACCUAUCCCUACAAGCCAUAGAAGUGCUGCAUCUAACCAUUCACCUCCUCUCCUACCUCCACUCAGGGCCCCAAACCGUCCCUACAGGUGAGGCAACACUUUACCUGCAAAUCUAUUGUAUGCAGUGCUCCUGAUGCAGCCCCCUCUGUACUGGUGAGACCCAAUAUAAACUGGAGGACACUACUAUGUCGAGCACCUCUGCUCCACCCACCAAAAGCAGAAUUUCCCAGUGGCCAACCAUGUUAAUUCUUAUAACACACAUCAAAGUUGCUGGUGAACGCAGCAGGCCAGGCAGCAUCUCUAGGAAGAGAUGCAGUCGACGUUUCAGGCCGAGACCCUUCCCCAUUCCCAUUCCAACAUGUCAUUCUAUGGCCUUUACUUUUGUUACAAAGAGGCCCCUCUCAGGGUGGAGGAGCAACACCUCGUAUUCCAUUUCGGUCGCCUCCAACCUCUUUCUCCUUCCAGUAACUUUUUCUUAUUCCCACCCCUUCAGUGUUCUUCUAUUCCCUGCUCUGGCUUCUUAGCUCUUCUAUCACCUCCCCCCGGUGACCCUCAUUCUUCCCUUUUCUCCCAUGAUCCACUCUCCUCUCUUAUCAGGUUCCUUCUUCUCCAGUCCUUUACCUUUCCCACCCAACAAGCUUCAUCCAUCACCUUCUAGCUAUCCUCCUUCUCCUCCCCUACCUUUUUAUUUUGGACUCUUCCCCCUUCCUUUCCAGUCCUGAUGAAGGGUCUUGGCCCAAAACAUUGACGGUUUAUUCAUUUCCAUAGAUGCAGCUUACCCUGCUGUAUUCUUCCAACAUUUGUGUAUGUUGCUUUGGAUUUUCAGCAUCUGCAGAAUCUCUUGUGUUUAAUACAUGUCCUCUCUUUCGCUUUUAAGCUGUCUUUGACUUCCCUUAUCGGUUACCUCAACCUUCCUUUAGAAUACUUAUUCAUCUUUGGGAUGCAUCUAUCCUGCGCCUUCCGAAUUGCCCCCAGAAACUCCAGCCACUGCCGUUCUGCCAUCAUCCCUGCUAGUGUUCCCUUCCAAUCAACUUUGGCCAGCAACUCUCUCAUGCUUCUGAAAUUCCCUUUACUCCACUGUCAUACUGAAACAUCUGACUUUAGCUUCUCCCUCUCAAACUCCAAUCGUAUUAAGAUUACUGCUUCCUAAGGGUUCCUUUACCUUAAGCUCACUAAUCAAAUCUGGUUCACUACACAACAUCCAAUCCAGAAUACCUUUCUCCUAAUGGUCUCAAUCACAAUCUGCUAUAAAAAAUCUAUCUCGUAGGCUUUCUGCAAUCUCCCUAUCUUGAGGUCCAGCACCAGCCUGAUUUUCCAAAUCUAUAUGCAUAUUGAAAUACCCUAUGAUUAUUGCAAAAGUGCCCUUUUCUAUUUCCUGUUCUAAUUUGCAUUCCACAUCCUGGCGACUGUUUGGAGACCUCUAUAUAACUCUCAUCAGAAUCUUUUAACCUCUUGCUCUACCCACAAGAAUUCUAUAUCUUCUGAUCCUAUAUCAUUUCCUUUCUAAGGAUUUGAUUUCAGUUUUUACCAACAGAGCCCCCCCCCACCCACCUCCUCUGCCUUGCUGCAUGUCCUUUCCAUCCAAGGUCUAUCCUUGGAUUUUAAGCUCCCAGCUAUGAUCUUCUUUCAGCCAUGUCUCAGCAAUACACACAUCAUACCUGUCAAUCUCUAACUGUGCUACAAAAUUUUCUACCUUAUUCCUUAUACUACACACAUAACGCCUUCAGUCCUGAAUUCAUCACAAUUCACUUCAACUCAUCCCAUGCACUACAAUUUUGCCCUAUCAUCUGCAUGUCCGUCCUCUCAGUCUCACAACACUGCACCCUCUUGUAUAGCAACUGCCCGUCCUCAGCCCUAUCACUCCAGCUCCCAUUCUCCUGUCAGAUUAGUUUAAAUUCUCCCAAGUAACUCCAGCAAACCUGCCCGCAAGGAUAUUGGUGCCCCUCGGUUUCAGGUGCAACCCAGUCUUUUCGUACAGAUCACAUCUUCCGCAGAAGAGAUCCCAAUGAUCCAAAAAUCUGGAAACCCUGUCGCAGCACCGAUUCCUCAGCCACAUAUUCAUCAUCUAAAUCGUUCUAUUCUUGCCCUGACUGGUGCAUGGCACAGGCAGCAAUCCAGAGGGUACUAUCCAGGAGGUCCUGCUUUUCCCAUUUCCCUAUAUUCUUUUUCAGGAUCUUCCUUUCCUACCUAUGUCAUUGGUACCCAAAUGUAGUAAAAGUAAAAGCUUUCUUUAAGUCUGUUUUUUUUAAAAAAGAGAUGAGAGUGGAUAUAGGACCGCUAGAAAAUGAGGAUGGAGAAAUAAUAAUGGGGGACAAGGAGAAGGCAUGAUGAACUAAAUGAGUAUUUUGCAUCAGUUGUCACUGUGGAAGACACUUGGCAAUGUAUCAGAUGUUGAAGGGUGUGUGGGAGAGAAGUGGGUGCAGUUACUAUUACAAGGGAGAAGGUGCUCAAGAAGCUGAAAGACCUAAGGGUGCAUAAGUCACCCGGACCAGAUGAACUGCACCCUAGGGUUCUGAAAGAGGUAACGUUAGAGAUUGUGGUGGCAUUAGAUAGAAAUGAUCUUUCAAAAAUCAUUGGACUCUGGCAUUGUGGCAGAGGACUGGAAAAUUGCAAAUGUCACUCCACUUUUAAGAAAGGAGGAAGGCAUCAGAAAGGAACUUAUAGACCAGUUAUCCUGAUCUCAGUGAUUGGGAAGAUGUUGGAGUCAAUUGUUAAGGAUGAGGUGAUGGAGUACUUGGUGACACAGGACAAGAUAGUACAAAGUCAGCAUGGAUUCCUUAAGAGAAAUUCUUGUCUGACGAACCUGUUGGAAUUCUUUAAGGAGAUUGCAAGUAGGAUAGAUAAAGGGGAUGCAGUGGAUGUUGUAUAUUUGGACUUUCAGAAGACCUUUGACCAGGUGCCACACUUGAGGCUGCUUGCCAAGUUAAGAGCCCAGGGUAUUACAGGAAAGUUACUAACAUGGUUAGAGCAUUGGCUGAUUGGUAGGAGGCAGUGAGUGGGAAUAAAAGGAUCCUUUUCUGGCUGGCUGCCAGUGACUAGUGGUGUGCUGCAGGGACUGGUGUUGGGACGGCUUUUUAUGCUUUGUAUGUCAAUUGAUUUAGAUGAUGGAAUAGAUUAGAAUUUAUUUAAGUCUUACAUCCAUUCCACAAUGUGAGGGAGUAAAAAUCUUUGCGUUAUGACUCCAUUGCAAAGUACAGACAUGUGAAUUUAUAAAUCUAAUGGCUUGUAGAAAGAUACUGUCCUGUAGCCUGUUGGUCCUGGCUUUAAUUCUGAAGAACCAUUUCCCAGAUGGAAGCAGCUGAAACAGUUUAUGGUUGGGGUGACUGGUGUCCCUGAUGAUCUUCCAGGCCUUCUUUCUGCACCUGCUGCUGUUAAUGUCCUCAAUGGAGGGAGGUUCACAUCCACAGAUGUGCUGUGCUGUCCGUACCACUCUCUGCAGUGCCCAGCGAUCAAGGCUGGUGCAGUUCCUGUCCCCCAGGUGGUGAUACACCCAGGAUGCCCCUGUAGAAGGUCUUGAUUUGGGAGCCCAUGCCGAACUCCUUCAGUUGCCUGAGGUGGAAGAGAUGCUGUGUGCUUCUUAUUUUGCCAUAAAACUGGUGUGUACAGUCCAGGUAAGAUCACUGAUGUUGUGUAUACUGAGGAACUUGAAACUACUUUGUUUUUGGCUUUGUUAUCAAGAUUGGUGGAGGGGAAGAUGGUGUUGAGGAAACAGGUAGGAUGCAGAAGGACUUAGAUAAAUUGGGAGGAUGGGCAGAAAAGUGGCAAAUGAAAUACAAUGUUGGAAAAUGCAUGGUCAUACACUUUGGUAGAAGAAAUAAAUAUGCAGACUAUUUUCCAAAUGGGGAGAAAAUCCAAAACUCCGACAUGCAAAGGGACUUGAGAGUCCUUGUUCAGAACACACUAAAGGUUAACUUGCAAGUUGAGUUGGUGGUGAGGAAGGCAAAUGCAAAGUCAGCAUUCAUUUCAAGAGGUCUAGAGUACAAGAGCAGGGAUGUGAUUCUGAGGCUAUAUAAGGCACCCUCACCUUCAGUAUUCUGAACAGGUCUGGGCUCCUCAUCUAAGAAAAGAUGUGCUGGCAUUGGAGAGGAUUCAGAGGAGGUUCACAAGGAUGAUUCUAGGAAUGAAAGGUUAUCAUUCAGGGAACGUUUGAUAGCUGUGGGUCUGUACUUGCUGGAAUUUAGAAGGAUGAGGGGUGGGGUCUCAUUGAAACCUUUCGAAUGUUGAAAGGCCUAGACAGUGUCGAUGUGGAAAGGAUGUUUCCCAUGGUGGGGGAAUCUAGGACAAGAGGGCACAGCCUCAGGAAAGAGGAGUAUCCAUUUAAGAGACACAAAGAAAUUUCUUUAACCAGAGGGUGGUGAAUUUGUAGAAUUUAUUACCGCAGGCAAUGUGGAGCCCAGGUUGUUGGGUGUAUUUAAGGCAGAGCUUGAUAGGUUCUUGAUUGGACAUGGCAUCAAAAGUUACGGGGAGAAGGCUGGGGAGUGGGGCUGAGGAGGGGGAAAAAGGAUCAGCCAUGAGUAAAUGGAGCAGAUUCGAUGGGCCAAAUGAUCUAAUUCUACUCCUAUGUCUAAUGGUCUUGCGUACCAUGACUUCUGUCUGCUCCCCCUCCCCCUUUAGAAUGCUGUGAACCUGAACUGAGACAUCCCUGACCCUGGCACUUGGAAAGCAAUAUACCAUCUGGGUGUCUCUUUCACGUCCACAGAAUCUGCUGUCUGCUCCUCUAACUCAGGAAUCCCUUAUCACUACUGCACUCUUCGUCUUUCCUCCUCCCCACCCCCCCUCCAUUCCCUUCUGAGCCACAGAGUCAGACUCAGUGCCAGAGACUCGGUCUCUGCAGCUUAUCCAUGUUCUGUCAUCACCCACCAACCCCAACAGCAUCCAAAGCGGUAAACUUAUUAUUGAGGGGAACAGUCACAGGGAUACUCUGUACUGUCUGCCUAUUCCUAUUCCUGUUCCCUCUCCUGACUGUCACCCAUGUACCUGUCUUCCAUAACUUAGCAGUGACUACCUCCCUGUAGCCUCUAGCUUGCACCUCCUCAUUCCCCCAUAUGAACCGAACGCCAUCAACUGCGGCUCCAGUUCCUUAACUUGGUCUCUAAGGAUCUGCUGUUCAGUGCAUCUCACGCAGAUGUAGUUAUCAGGAAGGCUGUAGGUCUCUCAGAGUUCCCAUAUAACAUCACUAGCCCUGGACCCAUUCUCAGUGCACUACCUUUGUACUGAUAGAGAAAGAAAGCUAAUAGUAACUAGAAAUUUACUUAGAGCCGAUUCCUGUUCUUGCUGAAGUCUGUUGACCACUCUAACACUGAGGAAAGGAAGGGGUUAAUUCUUGACACAACACAGGGAAGAAUUUCUGGAAAGACACCUCACAAUUAACCAGAAAGGAUAACCUGUGUUCCUGUAGACCAGAGUCUGGGAUACACAGGAAUGCACAAGGUUACAAAGUGGUGGACUUAGCCAGUUCUGUCACAGAAGCAGCUCUUCCCACCACUGAGGAUAUCUGUGGGGCUG